Sphaeramia orbicularis (orbiculate cardinalfish) is the source of this 1615-nucleotide messenger RNA. It is a transcript of the gene tufm, whose product is annotated as Tu translation elongation factor, mitochondrial. Gene Ontology annotation, molecular function: GTP binding; GTPase activity; translation elongation factor activity. Gene Ontology annotation, cellular component: mitochondrion. Gene Ontology annotation, biological process: mitochondrial translational elongation. The record is from RefSeq and is a predicted model, not a curated record. NCBI's taxonomy places the organism in Eukaryota, Metazoa, Chordata, Actinopteri, Kurtiformes, Apogonidae. Bases 1 to 1341 code for a protein of 446 amino acids. The transcript is spliced from 10 exons.
AUGGCGGCGCUUGUGGGGCUGCGUGCAUGUUUCUCUGCUUUUCAGCUCACUUCGCCAAGUCUUCUGCACAGCUCCUUUAAAUUGUGUGCUGUGCCUCUGAGUCGGCGGACCUUUGCUGCCGAAGCCAAGAAGACAUACAGCCGAGACAAGCCCCAUGUCAACAUCGGAACAAUUGGCCACGUUGAUCAUGGCAAGACCACUCUGACUGCAGCCAUCACAAAAGUGCUCGCUGAUGCAGGAGGUGCUCGUUACAAAAAGUAUGAAGACAUUGACAAUGCCCCUGAGGAAAAGGCUAGGGGGAUCACCAUCAACGCCUCCCAUGUAGAAUACACCACAGCCAACAGACAUUAUGCACACACAGACUGCCCUGGACAUGCUGACUACGUCAAGAACAUGAUUACAGGUACAGCUCAGAUGGACGGUUGCAUUCUAGUGGUGGCGGCCACUGACGGCCAGAUGCCUCAAACACGAGAGCAUCUGCUGUUGGCCAAGCAGAUCGGGGUCGAGCAUGUGGUGGUGUUUAUCAACAAAGCUGACGCUGUUGACGACAAGGAAAUGCUGGAGCUGGUUGAGAUUGAGAUCCGUGAGCUGCUUACAGAGUUCGGUUAUGAUGGUGAAAACACGCCUGUUGUUACUGGUUCUGCACUCUGUGCCCUGGAGAACAGAGAGCCUGAGCUUGGGAUGAACGCAGUGUUGAAACUACUGGAGAUUGUGGACUCGUAUGUCCCUCUGCCCAAAAGAGAACUAGAUAAGCCUUUUCUUCUACCCAUUGAAAGCGUUUAUUCAAUCCCAGGCAGAGGUACAGUGGUAACAGGAACAAUGGAGAGAGGUAUCAUUAAGAAAGGAGACGACUGUGAGUUUGUUGGGCACAAUCGCAGCUCUAAGACGGUUGUUACAGGUAUUGAGAUGUUCCACAAGAGUCUGGAUCGAGCAGAGGCUGGUGAUAACCUGGGCGCUCUGGUCCGAGGCCUCAAGAGGGAGGAUGUGAAGCGAGGGAUGGUGAUGUGCAAACCAGGAUCCAUCAAGCCUCACCAGAAAGUCCAGGCCCAGGUGUAUGUUCUGAGUAAAGAGGAGGGAGGCAGACACAAACCAUUUGUUACCAACUUCAUGCCUGUCAUGUUCUCUCUGACAUGGGACAUGGCCUGCCGGGUCGCUCUGCCCGCUGACAAGGAAAUGGUGAUGCCAGGAGAGGACACGUCUUUGACUCUGACGCUGCGUCAGCCGAUGGUUCUAGAGAAAGGCCAGAGGUUCACUCUGAGAGACGGAAACAAGACCAUCGGCACUGGUCUGGUCACAGACAUCCUCACCAUGACAGAUGAUGAUGCACACAAAUGGGGCUAAAGAACGGUUCUGUAGAGAGGGCUUGGUUUAGGGGACGGCAUGGGGAUGAGGGGGAUUGGGGAGGGUGGGAGUCUGUCUAUGUCUGGUCAAAUCAGACAAUUCUAGAAAUAAACAUACAUCAAAUACAGAUAAAGGAACAGGAGAAGACUCAAAGGAAUGCAUGGCCCUGUUGUGCAUCAAACCAAAAUACCUGUGAUGUUUAGCACAGUGUUUGUGUUAAAAGACCAGACUGUCAAAAUUAUGUCAUUUAUGUAAUAAAUUGUAUUUAAUAAUA